Molecule: messenger RNA, 15944 nt
Organism: Dunckerocampus dactyliophorus (ringed pipefish)
Lineage: Eukaryota; Metazoa; Chordata; Actinopteri; Syngnathiformes; Syngnathidae
Gene: ryr2b
Product: ryanodine receptor 2b (cardiac)
Exons: 104
Coding region: 97-14796 (4899 amino acids)
Biological process (GO): calcium ion transmembrane transport; intracellular calcium ion homeostasis
Cellular component (GO): Z disc; calcium channel complex; sarcoplasmic reticulum membrane
Molecular function (GO): ryanodine-sensitive calcium-release channel activity; protein binding; calcium ion binding
Source: RefSeq, a predicted model, not a curated record
CUAGUAAUGGCUGUACACUUUCUAGCCGCUCGUCUGUUUGGAACUUUACUUCUCCUCUUUCCUUGCCUUUAAACGUCUGCCAGCAAGCUGGAAAUUAUGUUCGACGCGGGCGAGGGCGAAGAUGAAUUCCAGUUUUUGCGAAUGGGGGAUGAGGUGGUCCUGCAGAGUACCUUCACUUCCCAGGAGGAACACGUGAAGCUUUGUCUGGCUGCCGAGGGCUUCGGCAACCGGCUGUGCAGGCUUGAGGCCACCUCCAACUGCAAGAAUGUUCCACCAGACUUGUCCGUGUGUGCUUUCGUCCUGGCCCAGUGUCUGUCAUUCCGGGCCCUGCAGGAGAUGCUGGCCCACAGCAAGAAGCUGGUUGCAGAGGGAGCUGGUGGAAGCCACCGCACCCUUCUGUACGGCCAGGCGGUGUUGUUCCAACACUCGUACAGCGGCAUGUUUCUCAGCUGCCUGUCCACAUCCCAGUCCUCAACUGACAAGCUUGCUUUUGAUGUGGGCCUGCAGGAGGAGAAAUCAGGUGAGACCUGUUGGUGGACAGUCCAUCCAGCUUCCAGGCAGAGGUCAGAGGGCGAGAAAGUGCGUGCCGGCGACGACCUCAUACUAGUCAAUGUGUCCUCUGAGAGAUAUUUGCACCUGUCCUUUGCCGUUGCCUCCGACAACAGAUGCUUGAGUGACAGUCUGAUUGUUGAUGCUGCCUUCCGGCAGUCUCUCUGGAGUGUUGCUCCCAUCUGCUCUGCAAGUGGACUCGCUCAAGGAUACCUGAGGGGCGGUGACACGUUGCGGCUGCUACACAGCCACAGCGAUGCAUGUCUGACUAUUCCCUCUGCAGAGCAGGAUGAAGACCUGCAAAGGAUAAUGCAAUAUGAGAUUGGAUCAGUAUCCAAACAUGCCCGCUCUCUCUGGAGGCUGGAGAUCCUGCGCGUUGUGUGGAGUGGAAGACAUACAAGCUGGGGGCAGGCCUUCCGACUCUGCCAUGUGACCACUGGACGUUACCUGGGCCUCACAGAUGAGAGAGGCCUCCGUCUGCUUGAUCGAGACAAGGCCGACAUCACCGCGACCUCCUUCUGCUUUCGGUCUGCCAAGGACAAACUGGACACUGGAACAAAGACACAUGUGGAUGGGAUGGGAUCCCCAGAGAUCAAAUAUGGAGACUCCGUUUGCUACCUUCAGCAUGUCAACUCCGGCCUGUGGCUUACCUACCACACAACUGACAGCAAAUCAGCAUGCAUGGGAGGAGCUCAGCGGAAGGCUAUCUUGCAUGGUGAGGGUCAUAUGGAUGACGGGCUGACGCUGUCUCGGUCUCAGAGGGAAGAAUCUCACACUGCCAGCCUCAUCCGGAGCGCCACUCUUCUUUUCAAUACCUUUGUCAGGAAACUUGAUUUUUUGAGUGGACAAGCAAACCUUCCUCCCACCCUUUUUCCAAUGGAGAUUGUCACAUGCAGCCUGCAGGAUCUAAUAACCUUCUUCCAGCCGCCACCAGAGGGCCAGAACCACGAAACCCAACAGAACAGCAGGGCGACCUUGAAGCAUCGUCAGAAUAUGUUUCAAGAAGAGGGAGUAAUAGAGUUGGUGUUGGAGUGUAUCGAACGCCUGCACCUGUGCAGUCGUUCUUUGCAUCUUGCUGAGGCUUCACCAAAUGAUACUGGGGAAAAGUGGGAGAGCAUCCUCAGCCUUUUUUAUGAUCUUCUGGCAUGUCUGAUUCGGAAAAACCGUGCAAACUGUGCACAUUUCUCCGCUUCCCUCAACUGGCUUAUUAGUAGACUAGACGGGCUGGAAGCAUCCUCUGGAGUGUUGGAGGUUUUGCACUGCGUCUUGGUGGAAAGCCCUGAAGCACUUAAUGCCAUCAAAGAGGGGCACAUCCGGUCUAUCAUCUCUUUUCUUGACAAGCAUGGAUGCAACCACAAGGUGCUGGAGGUGCUGUGCUCCCUGUGUGUGUGCCACGGUGUUGCGGUGCGCUCCAAUCAGAACCUCAUCUGUGACAACCUGCUGCCAGACAGAGACUUGCUGAUGCAAACACGGCUGGUUAAUCAGGUCACCAGCGUGAGGCCCAACAUCUUUCUGGCCCUGGGGGAUGAUUCAGCCCAACCUCGGAGGUGGUACUACGAGCUGGUCGUGGAUCAAGUCGAGCCCUUCCUCACGUCGGAGCCCACACACCUUCGUGUGGGCUGGGCUUCCGCACAGGGCUACCGCCCCAGGCCCACCGGAGGAGACGGGUGGGGGGCCAACGGGGUGGGAGAUGACCUUUGCUCCUUUGGCUUUGAUGGGCUUCACCUGUGGUCAGGCUGCGUAGCCCGAAGAGUGCGCUCUCCCUUCCCUCACCUGCUGUCGGAUGACGAUGUCGUCAGCUGCUGCCUCGACCUCACCGCCCCCUGCAUCUCUUUUCGGGUUAAUGGCCUCCCUGUCCAGGGCAUGCUGGAGAACUUCUGUGUUGAUGGUCUCCUUCAUCCUGUGGUCAGCUUCUCACCAGGAGUCAAGGUUCGGUUUUUGUUUGGAGGGAAACACGGAGAGUUCAAAUUCCUCCCGCCCCAUGGCUUCUCUCCGUGUUCCGAGGCUCUACUUCCGAAAGUCAACCUGAAGGUAGAACUCUGUCAUCAGUACAUUUUGGCUGAUGACGUCGGCAAGCGAGAGCUCAUUGGCCCCAUUGAGCCCAUCAGUCCAGUUACCUUCACUCCUUCUCCAGUAGAUGUUAGCAAGGUGGAACUGCCACUGCAAUUUGAGGAUAUCCGGGAUAAAAUAGCGGAGAAUAUCCAUGAACUGUGGGUAGUGGAAAAGGUCGAUCUUGGAUGGACACAUGGAAAUGAGCGAGACGAAGGGAAGAAGCUCAGUCCGUGUCUUGUGGAGUUUUGCAAGCUGCCAGAGCAGGAGAGAAACCAAGGCCUUCACACGGCCCAGAACAUCCUCAGGACUCUGCUUGCUGUUGGUUUCCACAUUGGUUUAAAUGGCGAACGCCCAGAGGGGAGCGUCCGCUUUAUGAGACUCUCCAGCAAGUAUGAACAACGCAGUGGAUACAGACCAGCACCUGUAGAUUCAAGCCAGGUUUUCAUAAGUCCCAGCCAUGAGGACGCGGUUAACCUUCUGGCAGAGAACGACCAUAAUGUCUGGGCCAGCGAGCGUAUCAAGCAAGGAUGGACCUACGGAGCGCAACAGGAAGCGAAAACAAAGCGGAGCCCAAACCUGGUGCCCUACAGCCUUCUUGAUGAAAAGAGUAGGAGAAUGGGUCGGAAGGGUGCUCGGGAGGCAGUUUGCACCCUACUUGCCUACGGUUACAGCCUAGAGACCCUCAACCAGCAAAAUAUCAUUCUAUCAAACGGAUGCUUCUUCUGUGAUGAGAAGUGCAGAGUGUUCAGAGCUGAUAAAUCCUACGCUGUAACUCAGGGGAAGUGGUACUUUGAAUGUGAGCUUGUCACAGCGGGGAAGAUGAGAGUCGGCUGGGCACGGCCGCGCUGCGCACCAGAUAAGGAGCUGGGCUCGGAUGACCAGGCGUUUGUGUUUGAUGGGUUUGAGGCUCUGUGGUGCCAUCAAGGCGGCGAGCCCCUGGGACGUGCCUGGCGCAGCGGGGACGUGGUGGGCUGCCUGCUGGACAUGGCUGAACGCACCAUGAUGGUCACGCUCAAUGGAGAGCUACUGUUUAAUAACCGAGGAUCUGAGCUGGCCGCCAGGGACUUUGACAUCAGAGAUGGCCUGCUGCCGAUCAUCAGUGUGGGUGUGAACCAGGUGGGGAGGCUAAACUUUGGCCGCCAAGAGGGCUCUCUGCAGUACUUUACAGCGUGCGGGCUACAGGAGGGUUAUGAGCCUUUUGCGGUCUAUAUGGCUCGAGAUCCCUCCCUGUGGAUGAGUUGGAAACAGCCUCAGUUUACGUCCAUCCUGCCAGAUGAUCCCAACUUGCAGGUCAAUAGAGUCAGCGGCUCUACGGAUUCCUUAUCCAGCUUGAGGGUUUCACAGCGGUUGUUGGCACACCACAGCGGAGGCGGCGAAAUGGGCUUUUACCGUCUCAGCAUGUCCAUCGAGUGUGCCGCCGUCCUCACCAGCCCCGUCGUGGGGGGCCUGGCGCCAGUGGCGUCCAGCUCUUUCUCUCCAGGACGGAAAGAGCAGGAGGAGGUGGACUCUGACUUUGAAGUGCUGAUGAAGUCGGCCCACAGUUUUGCUACUUCAAGAGAUGAGCUGGACUGUAAGGAUCACAGCCAAGACAAAACGUCAAGACUGAAGCAACGGUUCAUGAUCAGGAGAACCAAACCAGGCCUGGUCAGCAACAACUCCUCUGCUCGGCUUCUGGAAGACGUCCUCGUUGACAAAGAUAACUCUGAUCACCUUAUUCAAGCCUCAAGAUAUUACUACUCAGUGAGAGUUCUUCCAGGCCAAGAGCCUUUCAAUGUGUGGGUGGGCUGGGUCACCGCAGAUUUUCAUCAGCAUGACAUGAACUUUGACGCUGACAACAGCUUCACAGUGACCGUCACCCUCGGAGACGACGGCGGCAAAGUCCAGGAGAGCGUGAAGAGGAGUAACUGUUACAUGGUUUGUGCCGGAGAGGCAACAGGUUUGUCUCGCAGUCGUAGGAGUGCCGGACUAGAAAUUGGUUGUUUGAUCGACACAGCCACUGGGAUGCUGAACUUUACCUCUAGCGGAGUGGAGAUGGCCACUUUCUACCAGGUGGAGGCCGGUACAAAGCUGUUUCCCGCUGUCUUCAUCAAGCCAACCACCAGCAACAUGUUCCAGUUUGAACUGGGACGCAUCAAGAAUACGAUGCCGCUGUCAGCCGGUUUACUUCGCAGCCUACGAACGACAUCCAUGCCUCAGUGCCCGCCCAGGUUUCAGGUCCAGCAUCUGAGCCGGGCGUUGUGGACCCGAAUGCCAGACAGAACAUUAAACGUGAUGAUCGAUCGUCCAGAUGACAGCCACGGCUGGAGAGUGCAAUGCCUUGAGCCUCUUCAAGUCAUGACACUUCAAAUCCCUGAAGAAAACAGGUGUGUGGACAUUUUGGAGCUGUCCGAACUUGAGGACCUGUUGACUUUCCAGUACCAUACCCUCCUGCUUUACUGUGCCGUGUGUGCGCUUGGCAACACAAGAGUUUGCCAUGCCAUCUGUAGCCAUGUGGACCAGUCCCAAGUCCUUCACGCCAUCCAGAAUCCCCAUCUGCAUGGCCUGCUCCGUUCUGCGUUUUACCAGCUUCUUGUCCAGGUUCACCUCAGCAGCUACACCACUGCAUGCCUCAUGAUGAACCAUGAAUACAUUGUGCCCAUGACAGACCAAACCAGAGACAUCACCCUUUAUUCAAGUCUUGACGAGAGGAAACUUCCUUUGGGCAUCCCAAGCAUUAGGGGAAGCACGUCUCUUAAACCACGCAUGCAGUUCUCCAGGCCUUGUUUUGUCAGGAGUGAUGGGUUGGAAUGGGAAAUAGCCUGUAGUGACAGUCCAGAACCUCCUCUUGAUAUAUUGAAGAGCCUCACAGUGGAGAUGCUGACUGCAGCCGUGUGGGAUGUGCAUUGGGGUGUUAGAGACCCUACAGGGGGCAGUAUAGAGCUUCUGCUGGUUCCUCUCAUCAAAUUGUUCAGCACCCUUCUGAUAAUGGGGGUGCUGACUGAUGAGGACCUGGCCAAGGUCAUCAAACUGAUGGAACCCGGAGUCUUCUUUGUGGAGGAAGAAGAUGGAAAAGAUGAUCCAAAACAGGGACUGCUGCAAAUGAAACUUCCAGAAACGGUCAAACUUGAGCUCUGCAACGUGCUGACCUACCUGUGUGAUAUCCAGGUGCGCCACAGGGUAGAAGCUGUGGUUGGCUUCUCGGAAAAUUUUGUGACUCAGCUGCAGGAGAACCAGCGCUUCCGCUACAAACAAGUCAUGCAGGCGCUCAACAUGUCGGCUGCCCUCACUGCACGCAAGACGAAGGAGUUCCGCUCGCCUCCACAAGAGCAGAUCAACAUGCUUCUGAGUUUCAGAGACGGUGACCAGCCAGAGAACUGCCCAUGCCCGGCGGAAACCCGACAGCUCCUGCAAGACUUCCACCAUCUUCUGAACACGCACUGCGGGAUUGAAUUGGACGGCGCCUCGGAUGAGGGCGAGUCAGCUGAGUUGUCAGUGAAAGAUCAACUCUUCAGCCUUGCGGCAAGAGUUCUCGGACAGAAGAGGGCGGCUGUAGAAGUGGAGGCUAAUAGACCACAGAGCCCCAAGUUCCUCCAGAUGUUAAUAUCAGAAACAAUGCUGCACUGGGCCCAAGAGACUGAGAUGGAGGACCCCGGCUUGAUCAGGGCUGUCUUCUCACUGCUGCACCGCCAGUAUCAGGGCCUGGGUGGGCAAAUGGCGGCCCCUCUUUCCAAAGCUUACACGAUCAGCCAAGCUUCGGUGGAAGACACCAUGACCUUGCUGUCCUCACUGGGUCAAAUCCGCUCGUUACUCAGUGUUCGAAUGGGGAAAGAAGAGGAAAAGUUGAUGAUCAGGCGACUCGGAGACAUAAUGAACAAUAAGGUUUUCUAUCAACAUCCCAACUUGAUGAGGGCACUGGGGAUGCAUGAGACAGUGAUGCAAGUGAUGGUCAAUGUUCUUGGAGAGAAAGAAUCAAAGGAGAUUUCCUUUCCCAAGAUGGUGGCCAGCUGUUGCCGAUUCCUUUGUUAUUUCUGCCGCAUAAGCCGACACAACCAGGGCGCCCUGUUUGACCACCUCAGCUACCUCUUGGAAAACAGCAGUGUUGGACUGGCUUCACCAUCCAUGCGUGGGGCCACUCCUCUGGACGUGGCAGCAGCCUCUGUCAUGGACAAUCACGAGCUGGCCUUAGCUUUAAGGGAACCUGACCUAGAGAAGGUGGUGCACUACCUUGCCGGCUGUGGUCUUAAAAGCUGCCCUCUGCUUGUGGCCAAAGGCUACCCUGAUAUCGGAUGGAACCCUGUGGAGGGCGAACGUUACCUGGAUUUUCUACGCUUUGCUGUCUUCUGCAAUGGCGAAAGUGUGGAAGAGAACGCUUACUUGGUGUUGAGGUUGCUGAUUCGUCGACCCGAAUGUUUUGGCCCUGCCCUGCGAGGUGACGGAGGGAACGGUCUCCUAGCAGCGAUGGAGGAAGCCAUCCGAAUAUCAGAAGACCUGUCGAAGGAUGGACCUUGCACUGCCUACCAGUCAAAUGCAACACUAGAUGCUGUGCAGGACAGUGAGGAUGACCUCAUUCAUAUGGGCCACGCCAUCAUGACCUUCUACUCGGCCCUCAUUGACUUGCUGGGGCGCUGUGCUCCAGAAAUGCAACUGAUUCAAGGAGGCAAAGGAGAGGCCAUCCGCAUGCGAGCCAUUCUGAGGUCGCUCAUACCCAUCCAGGAUCUUGAGGGUGUCAUUAGCGUCUCUUUUCAAGUCCCGUCUGUGUCAAAAGAUGGUUCUGUGGUUGAGCCUGACUUAUCGACAGUGUUCUGCCCGGACCACAAGGCGGCUAUGGUUCUGUUUCUGGACCGCGUGUAUGGCAUAGAGAAGCGGACCUUCCUCAUCCACCUCCUCCAAGUUGGCUUUCUGUCUGACCUUCAGACUGCAGUCGCUCUCGACACGGUUGACUUUGGAUCCACCGACAUGGCCUUGGCCCUCAACAGAUACCUGUGUUCGGCUGUGCUUCCGCUGCUCGCCAAGUGUUCCACUCUCCUCUGCGGUCUGGAGGACCACACUGUCUUGAUGGAUUCUCUGAUCCAGGCUAUCUACAGCCUCUCCAGGACUGCGAGCCUGACUAAGGCCCAGAGGGACACAACUGAGCAUUGCUUGUUGGCUGUGUGCAAUGAACUCCAACCAGCUAUGAUGCAACCUCUCCUUCGACGUCUCGUCUUCGAUCUCCCCACUCUCACAGACCACAGCAAGAUACCACUGAAGAUUUUGACCAGCCAUUAUGAGCAGAGGUGGAAGUACUACCAGUACUCCCUAUCUGGAGGGCAGGGGGACCAGAGCCUUGCCUCGGAGGAAGAGCUGCACUUGUCUCAGAAACUCUUCUGGGGCGUGUUUAAGGCACUGGCAAAGAAGCCACAUGAGCCUGAACUAUCUAAACUGUGUGUCCAAUGCCUCGCUGCGGUAGCCAAGGCCCUUCCUCCCGACCACUUGGACCCAAACUGUGUAUCACAAACAGACAAAAACACUUCCUUGGACGCAGACGGAAACUUUGACCCACAGCCUGUUGAGACGUCCAACGUGUCCGUGCCAGAGAGACUUGAGGUUGCCGUCAACAAAUACGCAGAGCACACUCAUGAGAAGUGGUCGCUAGACAAGUUUGCCAAUGGCUGGGUUCACGGAGAGCAGCUAUGUGAGAACACCAAGGUUCACCCUCUCCUCAAGCCAUACAGGGCUCUGGCUGAAAAGGACAAGGAAGCAUACCGCUGGGCCAUUAAGGAGACCAUAAAAAGCAUGCUGGCCUUUGGGUGGACCAUCGAGCGCACCAAAGAAGGAGAUGUGUUCGGCUUCCACACCUGCCCGCGAAGAAUCCCACAGUCUGGACAGUUGUCUUUCGAAGGAGCCUCAACCUUCAGCCCCAAACCCUUGGACACGAGUAGCAUUAACUUAACUUGGGAUCAGUGUGCUAUGGCUGAAAAGUUGGCUGAAAACUACCACAAUUCCUGGGCUAAGAAGAAGAAACUGGAACUGGAGAGUACAGGGGGGAGUGGGCAGGCGAUCCUUGUGCCCUACGACACGCUGACUGCAAAGGAAAAGGCGAAAUUCCGACAAAGAGCCCAGGACGUGCUCAAGUUCCUUCAGCUCAAUGGAUACACAGUGUGGAGGGAUCGCAAGAAAGUGGAUGUAGAUUUUCCAGCCACCGCCAACUGUUUUGGCUACGCUCUCCUCCAACGCCUGCUCUUUUACACCGAGGACGCCCAGGAGCACAUGCAGGAGCUGGAGGUGAUGCAAGCCAGAGGACAGACUUCUAAAGGAGAGAGAGCAUCACACCAGCAACCUGUUCAGUUUUUCCUCAAGGUCAUUCUUCCUCUUUUGGGAGAAUAUGUGAAAAGCCAGCGGCUGUAUUUCCUGACUGCAUCGCUCUACUCGUACACCAACGGAAGCCACGCUUCCAAAAAGGAGAAAGAAAUGAUUGCAAGCCUCUUCUGUAAACUUACGGCUUUAGUAAGACACAGACUCUUUCUCUUUGGAAAUGAAACCUCAGUCGUCACAAGCUGCCUCCAUGUUUUGGCCCGAGCGUUGGAUGCCAGGACAUUAACAGUGUCCGCUCCAGAGUCCAUCCAGGCGUCUCUGCAUUCUUUUUUUGAGGCAGCUGCCACCGAUCUGGAGACGACGGUGGAAAACCUCUCUGUGACCUUGGUCUCGCUGCCUCAGUGUCGGAGCCAACAGGCGAGGGGGGUAGCCAGGGUUCUCGGCUUCACAACCUCCGUCCUGCUCCCCACUCUCACUUCGCUCUUUCAGCAUCUUGGCAGUCAAAACUACGGGCUUGACCUCCUGGUGGGAAGCGUGCAGGUGUCCUGUUACAGGAUCCUCAACAGCCUCUACUCGCUUGGCACCAGCAGCAGCAUCUACGUGGAGGGGCAGAGGCCAGCAGCAGGUGCUUGUCUUGCAGCACUAACCGGGUCUUUUCCUGUAUGUUUCCUGGAGCCGUUCAUCAAUCAAAACAACCCUCACUCCAUCUACAAUACCAUGACUGCUCCUGAAAGAGAUGAGUUGGGACUGCCAGUUCAUGUGGAGGAAAUGUGCCCCCUUGUCCCCUCUCUGGAGCAAGCAAUGAAAGAAGUGGAAACUCUGGCGGAAGCCGGUGCCGCCGCCCAGCAGGCCCACUACACCCACGUCACAGAUGUCACCUUGCCAAUGUUGUGUGCUUACAUGUCCCGUUGGUGGCGCUGGGGGCCCAGGGCCGAACCACACAAGCAAGUGUGCACCUCUGUCACUCCUCAGCAUGCCAGUGACCUACUCGGGCACAUCCUGCGAAUUGUCCACAACCACGUGGGUGCGAGCCAGGGUGACUGGAUGAAACAGCUAGCAGUUUUUUCCCAGCCUAUCAUCUGCCAAGGUCGACCUGAGCUGCUGAAAAGCCACUUCCUUCCUCUGAUGGAUAAGCUGAGGAAGAGGGCAGAACACGUUUUGAUGGAGGAAGAGCGAAUGAAAGCAGAAGGUUGUUGUGCGUCUGAAGCAGAAUUACAGAUACAGGAGAAGUUUACAGUGCUGGUGCGAGACCUCUACGCCUUCUAUCCCCUCCUUAUCCCCUUUGUGGACUCGAAUCGGAGCAGCUGGCAGCAGGAGACAAACCCUGAUGCUGAGCAACUGUUCAGCAUGGUGGCAGACGUCUUUGUCUUCUGGGCCAAAUCUCAUAAUUUCAAAUGGGAGGAACAGAACUACGUGGUCCAAAAUGAAAUCAACAAUUUGGCAUUUUUGGUCAAUAACAACAUGUCAAAGCUUGACUAUGAGAAGAGGGCGAUGAAGAAGAAGGGCGAUCGUUAUUCUGUACACACCUCCCUCAUUCUGGCUUCCGUGAAGAGGCUGCUCCCCGUGGGACUCAGGGUUUGUUUUCUCGGCGACCAAAGCGUCAUCCUCUUGGCUAAAAGCGGGUUUGCUCAGAAGAACACUGAAGAUGAGAUUCGAGACCGUGUGUGUAAAUACCUUUUACAUUCUCACGGUCAGUCAUCGACAACAAGCUUGCAACGAGAGAUCUUGAAGCCAGAUGACAAGAGUCAAAUGUGCUCCACCGACAUCAUCCUGGGUAUUGCACAAGUGCUCUGUUACCUGGAUCAGGUGGAACAUCCCCACAAACAUAAAAAGGCUCCAUGGCACAAAGUCUUGUCCAAGCAGAGAAAACAAGCAGUGGUUGCAUGCCUAAGGAUGGCCCCCUUAUACAACCUCCCCAGACAUAGAGCCAUCAACCUGUUCCUCCAAGGCUACAAUAAAUCCUGGAUAUCAGCUGAGGACAGCACUUUGGAGGAGAAACUGGUGGAGGAUUUAGCUCAGAAGCCUGGAGUGAUGGAGCUGGGUGGAGGCAGCAGAGAAGAGGAAAGGGAUGCAGGAGAAGGCGCCAAGCUCAUCGAUCCCCUCCUACAGCUCAUCGCGCUCUUCAGUCGAAGUGCUUUGACAGAAAGGAGUGAUCUUGGAAUUGACUGGCUCUACAUGUCAUACGUGGAGAUAAUGGCCAAGAGCUGCCACAGGGAAGACGACGAGCAGCAGGAGGUGGAAAGUUUUGAAGAGAAGGAGAUGGACAAACAGAAGCUGCUCUACCAGCAGGCCAGGUUGCAUCUUCGUGGAGCUUCAGAGAUGGUCCUGCAAAGCAUUAGUGCCUGCAAAGGGACAAUGGGCUCCAUGAUUGCGCCAACACUCAAGCUGGGGAUUGCUGUUCUCAACGGAGGGAAUGCUGCUGUUCAGCAGAAAAUGCUGGAUUAUCUCAGACAACGACGUGAGGUUGGCUUCUUUCAGAGCAUGGCUGGACUCAUGCAGUCAUGUAGUGUGCUGGAUUUGAACGCUUUUGAGAGGCAGAACAAAGCUGAAGGAUUAAGCAUGGCGACAGACGAGAGCUCAGGAGAGAAGGUGAUGCCCGAUGAACAGCUAACCUGUGACCUAUUCCGCUUUCUACAGCUGCUCUGUGAAGGACACAACGCGGAUUUCCAGAAUUACUUGCGAACACAGACGGGCAACAACACAACUGUCAACAUGAUCAUUUCCACUGUUGAUUAUCUGCUAAGAAUCCAGGAGUCCAUCAGUGACUUCUACUGGUACUACUCGGGCAAGGACGCGAUCGAUGCACAGGGCCAACGCAACUUUUCCAAGGCUAUCAAAGUGACCAAGCAGGUCUUCAACACGCUCACCGAGUACAUUCAGGGCCCGUGUACUGGAAACCAGCAGAGCCUCGCUCACAGUCGCCUGUGGGAUGCCGUGGUAGGAUUCCUUCACGUCUUUGCACAUAUGCAGAUGAAGCUCUCGCAGGAUUCAAAGCAAAUUGUGCUCCUAAAAGAGCUCAUGGAUUUACAAAAGGACAUGGUUGUGUUCUUGCUUUCCAUGCUAGAAGGCAACGUCGUCAAUGGAACCAUCGGGAAACAGAUGGUGGACAUGCUGGUGGAAUCUUCAAGCAAUGUGGAAAUGAUCCUGAAGUUUUUUGACACAUUCCUCAAGCUAAAAGACCUGACGUCCUCUGACAUCUUUCGAGAGUACGACCCCGAUCGCAAGGGGUGCAUCGCCAGGAAGGACUUCCAGAAAGCCAUGGAGCUCUCCAAGCGACUCUCACAAGCUGAGACUCAUUUCCUCCUGUCCUGCAUUGAGACCGAUGAUAGGGAAAUCCUGGAUUACGAGGUUUUUGUGGAUCGCUUCCAUGAGCCGGCCAAAGACAUCGGCUUCAGCGUCGCCGUUCUGCUCACCAAUUUGGCCGAACACAUGCCCAACGAUUUAAGGCUGAGGGCGUUCUUGGAGCUUGCCGAGUGCGUCUUGACUUACUUCCAGCCCCAUUUAGGCUGCAUUGAAAUUCUUGGCAGCGGGAAGCGCAUGGAGCGUGUCUACUUUGAGAUCAGUGAAUCCAGCCGCACGCAGUGGGAGAAGCCGCAGGUGAAGGAGUCCAAGAGGCAGUUCAUUUUUGAUGUGGUCAACAAAGGCGGGGAAAAGGAGAAAAUGGAGAUGUUUGUCAACUUCUGUGAGGACACUAUCUUUGAGAUGCAGCUUGCAGCACAGAUCUCUGGCUCUGACAGCGGAGAGCGGCAUAUUGGAGAAGAGGAAGAAGUGUAUGGGUGGUGUUUUUUGCCGACAUCUCUGCUUUUUGUCAAAAAGCUGAGGGCCUUCAUGAAAAUGACCCUGAAAGAUGUGCUGUUAUCAUCUGCUUCCCUACUCAGAUUCAUUUUAACGCCUGCUCUCCGGUGCAUUUGUGUUGUAGUUAGCAACAUCCUUCAUGUGCUGUACAUCACCUUUGUUAAUGGCGGGCUCAUCGAGGGAGCCAAAAGCAUGACCAUAGCUGACCUGCUCGGUGGCAUUCUUGAACCGACACUUGAUGAGGUCACAGAGGCAACAAGCGUCAUGACGCAACUGAGGAGGCACUCUGCCUCUUUCACCCUGCGGAGACACAGUGGGCAGGCGGCAGCUGUGACCUCCGCCAGGGAGACGGAUGUACUGUCAGACAUAUUUGGCCUCAAAGUGAGGAAAGAUGGAGGUCAAUACAGGCUCGCAACGCAAGACAUCACCAGCAGUCACACUGACCUGUUUGUCGCCGCUGACACAACGUUCUCUAAGGGGACGUUUGACCAAACUAAGGCCUGCAUGUCUGAGGAGGAAAAAACUGACCACAAGAUGCCUGAAUCAGAAAAAUGGACGGCAUGUGAGGACACAAUGGCGACAGAGCCCGAAUGGAGGUCCAAGAGAUACUGUAAUAAAUCAGAGGAAACAGGAAGCCACCAUUCGGCCCUUGGCGAGACGAUAAGCACGCAUCACAAGAGCCUGCUGAACUACUUUGCCAGAACUUUUUACAACACACGCUUGCUGGCCCUCUUUGUCACAUUCGCAAUCAACUUCAUCCUGCUCUUCUACAAGGUGGUAUCUUUGCCAGCAGCACCGGAAAAACAAGUCGAGGAAUCACUCGACUUGGCGGCUGAACACGACGAGGGCCGGGUUUAUUUUGUUCUGGAAGAAAGCAAUGGAUACAUGGAGCUGUCUCUUCGCCUCCUGGCUGUGCUGCACACGCUCAUCUCCUUCUGUUGCAUUAUAGGCUACUACUGCCUCAAGGUGCCGCUGGUGGUCUUCAAACGGGAGAAGGAAGUGGCCCGGAGGCUUGAGUUUGAUGGCUUGUAUGUGACGCAGCAGGCGCCCGAGGAGGACAUUAAAGGCCAAUGGGAUCGACUGGUCAUUAACACUGCAUCAUUUCCAAGUAAUUACUGGGAUAAAUUUGUGAAGAGAAAGGUUAUGGAUAAGUAUGGGGAGUUUUACGGCCGUGAGAAGAUCAGUGAGCUUCUUGGCCUGGACCAGGCGUCAUUGGGCUUCAGCUCCGAGGGAGUGGAGAGAAACAGGCUCAGAAAAGACACCGCUUGGAUCGCUCUAUUCAGCUCCGUCGAUGUCAAGUACCAAGUCUGGAAACUUGGAGUCGUUCUCACCGACAAUUCUUUCCUCUAUUUGGCCUGUUACAUGGUCAUGUCAGUUCUGGGCCACUACAACAACUUCUUCUUCGCUGCCCACCUCUUGGACAUUGCCAUGGGCUUCAAGACUCUUCGCACCAUCCUCUCCUCUGUGACACACAAUGGCAAACAGUUGGUCCUGACUCUGGGCCUUCUGGCAGUCGUGGUCUAUCUGUACACCGUGGUGGCCUUCAACUUCUUCCGCAAGUUUUACGACAAGAGCGACGACAAGGACGCACGAGACAUGAAGUGCAAUGACAUGCUCUCUUGCUACAUGUUCCACAUGUAUGCGGGCGUACGCGCAGGCGGAGGCAUUGGCGACGAGCUUGAGGACCCCGCCGGUGAUGAGUUUGAGGUGGAACGUAUCGUCUUUGACAUCACGUUUUUCUUCUUUGUGGUCGUCAUCCUGCUGGCCAUCAUCCAAGGCUUGAUAAUUGAUGCCUUUGGGGAGCUUCGUGACCAGCAGGAGCAGGUGAAAGAGGAUAUGGAGACAAAGUGUUUUAUAUGUGGAUUAGGGAGCGAGUACUUUGAUAAAGUUCCUCAUGGCUUUGAGACUCACACUCUACAGGAGCACAACUUGGCCAACUAUUUCAUCCAGCCGAGAGCAACCGUCUCCCGCCCACUUUCCCUUCAAGCCGAAGCUAGCAUGGCUGCCGUGUGGUACUUACCUGUCGUGAGAGUGAUGGGAGCCGCUGACGGGAGGCAGAUGGUCCGGUGGAGAAGCGGGCCUGGCGGUGCCGUGGCUUCUCGGCGGGCUUCAGCAGCUGCUCUGAUUUAAUGAAGAGAAAUUUGACAUCUCACAAAGCCUGUCAAGUGGCUCCAUGGAAACGACUGAAGAUAAAAUACACGGGAAUCGAACACAACCUAAUCGCUUGUCGACUUCCCACAGGAAACAAUGGAAAUAACAACUAGUCUGUUCCAGGGUCAAACUGUACCCAUCAGAUAACUUUUAUUAAUAGUACAGGCAAAAAAGUACAAUAUUGACAUUCAAGUGUUUUACCAGGAAAUGAAAGAAGAGUAAGAAUGAAAUGAUGGCAGAAUGAGCAAAGGAAGAGAGACAGACCAUCUCAACGUGCAAAGUGCAGCUUUUUCCUCCUGAGAAAUUGGAGUGUUCUAAAACUUUUGACGGUAGUGUAGAUAUGCUAAGAAGUUAUAUACAUUUCAAGAAAAAAAUGCAUCGCAGCUCUGUGAUAUAUGGUGAAAAAGAGCAGUAUUAGUAUCUAUUUUUUGCCCCCAUUUUUGCUGGGUUUUUAUUUUUCACAUUUUCCAAAGAUGUCAACUUUCUUAAAUAAUCUUAGUACAUUUUCCUUCCAUAAUAUUGAGAUCUCCCCCCCCCCAUGAUAUAACUUUUUUUUAUAAUGACUUUAUUCUUGUAAAAUUGCGACUUUUGUUCUUGUUAGAAUUUGACUUUAUUUGUGUAAAAUUGCAGCUGUUUUUUCUAUUAUAUAUAUUCAUAUAUAUAUAUAUAUAUUUUUUUUUUUUAAUUUUCCAACUAUUUCAACUUUCUUCUUGUAAAUUGUCUUCUUGUAAUUGUGACUUUACUUCCAUCGUAUUUAGACUUUAUUCUUGUCAUUUUUUUUACCCCAACCUAAUUUUCCAAAAAUUGCAACUUUCUAAGUUAUUUUGCUUCUCAUAUUUUUGAAACUCAACCCGGGACCCACCUGGUGGUCAUUCAGUCGCGACCCACUUUUGUGUAAGUCAUUUGAAGUUUUUAUGUAUUUUUAUUUUGUUUUCAGACUUUUUUUUGUCAUUUUUAUUUUAUUCUUUUUGUCACACUUUUAUUUUGUCAUUUUUAUUUAUUUUUUAUUUUAAUUUUUUACACUUUUAUUUAAGUCCUUGUCAUUGUGAUAUGUAUUUAUUCCUUCUGUAUUUUAUUGAUAGUUUUUUUAAACUUUUAUUUAAGUCAACCCAACCAAAUGUUUUCAA